AUGGCUCGUCAACGCCGUGGUGCUGCUCCUCCUGCCCGUAGCGCUCCUCCGAGACCAGGCGCUGCUCCCGCCCGACCCGCUCCCGCCCAACAACAACGCUCUGCUACCACAGCUGCCCAUCCCCCAGCUACCACAAAUGCCGCUCAACCACCAGCCGCCCAAGCUGCCCCUGUGCAGCAGAGCUCUGGGCCGGGCUUAUUCGGCCAGAUGGCCUCCACCGCUGCUGGUGUCGCAGUCGGGUCUUCUAUCGGACAUGCCAUCGGCGGUUUUUUCGGCGGUGGCUCGAGCGCCCCAGCUGAGGCUCAACAAGCACCUCCACCCGCCGCCGCUCAGUCGAUGGAUAGCGGACUCUAUCAGAGCAACAGCUCCUCUAGCGGCUGGGCUGAGACGCCUGCGUGCGAGACUGAUGUGCGUGCGUUCAGAAAGUGCAUGGAUGAUAACCAGGGUAAUAUGUCAAUUUGCGGGUGGUAUUUGGAUCAGCUGGCUGCUAAGCAGUAUUAA
Messenger RNA from Histoplasma capsulatum G186AR, 501 nucleotides. RefSeq lists its product as uncharacterized. The transcript is spliced from 3 exons. Gene Ontology annotation, cellular component: nucleus; mitochondrion. Gene Ontology annotation, biological process: mitochondrion organization. Lineage: Eukaryota; Fungi; Ascomycota; Eurotiomycetes; Onygenales; Ajellomycetaceae. The record is from RefSeq and is a predicted model, not a curated record. The coding region runs from base 1 to 501 and encodes 166 amino acids.